Messenger RNA from Coffea arabica (coffee), 1128 nucleotides. The record is from RefSeq and is a predicted model, not a curated record. Lineage: Eukaryota; Viridiplantae; Streptophyta; Magnoliopsida; Gentianales; Rubiaceae.
AUGAGGGAAGAACGAGAAUUCCAAUCCAACGAUCACCGGAACAAACUAAGAGGCAAAUUGGGAGAUAAAGAAAGCUGCGACCUGUUUACAGGGGAAUGGGUUCCCAACCCAGAGGCACCGUAUUAUACCAACUCCACGUGUUAUGGAAUUUACGAUCAUCAGAAUUGUAUGAAAUAUGGAAGGCCCGAUACUAACUUUUUGAAAUGGAGGUGGAAACCAGACGGAUGCGAGCUGCCCAUAUUCGAUCCGCACCAGUUUUUGGAAGUGGUUAGGGGAAAGUCUAUCGCCUUCGUGGGAGACUCUCUGGCAAGAAAUCAUAUGUUGUCAUUGAUGUGCCUCUUGUCGAGGGUUCUUUAUCCUCUGGAUGUUUCAACUGCUAAUGACGAAAAUAGACGCUGGGUAUACAGGGAGUACAACUUCAACGUUUCCAUGUUCUGGGCUCCCUAUCUGGUAAGGUCAGAAAGAACUGAUCCCAACGACAUAACCCGCCCUUUCAAUCUGUAUCUUGAUGAGUUUGAUGAUGGCUGGACAACAAAAGUUCAAGCGUAUGACUACAUUAUCAUCUCAGCUGGGCAAUGGUUCUUCAGGCCAACCAAUUUCUAUGAAAAUCGCACCCUCAUUGGCUGCCUGGCCUGUAAACAAGACAGUGUUACUCAGUUCACAAUGAAUUUUAGCUAUGAAAGAGCUUUGAGGACAGCUUUCAGAGCAGUUAUCAGCUUAGCAAACUUCAAGGGUGUAACAAUCCUUAGGACCAUUGCCCCGUCGCACUUUGAAGGUGGGGUUUGGGACCAAGGUGGAGAUUGUGUGAGAACGAGGCCCUUCAAGAGGAAUGAGACUGUCUUGGCGGAUUAUAACUCAGAACUGCACAAAAUACAAUUGAAGGAACUUAGAAUUGCUCAAGAAGAAGGGAGCAAAUGGGGUUUAAGGUUUCGAUUAUUUGAUGUAACGCAGGCUAUGUCGCUGAGACCAGAUGGUCACCCCAGUAAAUACGGUCACUGGCCAACUGAGAAAGUGACUAAUGAUUGCGUGCAUUGGUGUUUGCCUGGUCCGAUCGACGCAUGGAAUGACUUCUUACAAGAAUUAAUCAAACCGGAGGAAACAAAAAAAUCAUCAUAUAGGUAUACCUAG